AUGUGCGACGAGAAGAAGUCCGGGGGCAGCACCAAGUGGCGGCACCCCGUCAGCCUCGUGUUCCGCAUCGCCGGCAUGGGGCUGGCGGUGGCGGCGGUGAUGGCCACGGCGAGCGAGUGCACGGUCUACGCCGACUACUACGGCGCGCGGCCGCGCACGGUGGCCUACCGCGACUUCCCGGCCUUCGUGUACCUAGUGGUGGCGGCCUCCAUCGCCGCGGCGCUGGAGGGCGCGGGCAGGAAGGCCGGGGCCGUGCUCGCGCCGCUGCUCGCCGCCACCGCGCCGGCGCUGCUCUACACGUCGGCCGGCGCGGCGUUCGCCCCCGGCUGGGACAUCUACUACUACGUGGAGCCCAGCGGGCGGCGCCUCAGCGUCUGCGCCAGCAGCGUCGGCAGCCGCUUCUGCGCGCAGGUGCACGUGUCCAUGUGGCUCUCGCUCAGCGCCGCCGUGGCCGUGUCGCUCGCCGAGUGGGCGGCGGCGUCGCGGGGGUGCUGCGGCGGCUCCGGCUCGGACUUCCGUCUGCGGGCAUGGGUGCCAUUCCAAGCACUAAGCAUAGCAGGUCCCUUUUUCUUUUUGAGAAAUCAAGAACUGUAA
Messenger RNA from Panicum virgatum (switchgrass), 594 nucleotides. Its product is annotated as CASP-like protein 1U4. The record is from RefSeq and is a predicted model, not a curated record. Bases 1 to 594 code for a protein of 197 amino acids. The transcript is spliced from 2 exons. NCBI's taxonomy places the organism in Eukaryota, Viridiplantae, Streptophyta, Magnoliopsida, Poales, Poaceae.